AUGCUCCAUGCGGAUCCCUCGUUCGAAAGGGUCCCCGGAACGCUCGCCUGCUUUCGGAAAAAAGAGUACGACAAGACCCUGUACGCCGAAUGCAGCUAUGUGAGCCAGCGCACGCUGCUCAAGUGCAACAACGUCACGCCACGCGAGAUUUUGGCCAAGAACAAGGGCAUCUGCGAGGAGCACAAGCUCCAGUCGCAGUUCAUAGGCAAGAAUUAUCAAGAGGAGCUGCUCCGCUAUGAGAAUGACCCAUCCGAACGUCUGACCUAUAAGCCCUUCAAUCGAUAUGGCAAUGUCGUCAGCGAAGAAGACCCGGCUUUGGCCUCGACGGUGUCGGUCUCGCUCGAUCGCUCGGCACGCAACAUUAUAUCCUCACUUCCGGCCAACCAUCCGCUCAAAAGUGCUGGCGCUUACACCGAGUCCGACUUGAUCCGAAUGCAACUGUCUGAAGUGGAGGCGGCCAUCGAAUCUGCACAACUGUUAAAAAAAGUGACCGUCGAAAAGCAGCGCCGCCACCUCAACGACAUCAUGAAGGCCAGGCGGAACCGGAUGGCCCACGGCGAUUUCGUCAAGUUGCCCAUCGACUCGCGCUCCAAGGAGCUGCUCAUUGCCGUCGAGCACGUCGUCGAGACUGACCGACGCCCCGUGCGGUUGACCAAGGCAAGAAAGGAGCUUCUAAAGCCACGGCGUCUCUGCCUCUACGGAAAUUACCGCUUUGAAAGCAAAACUCACACAAUCCCGCGCACUAGCGAGGAGGACGUCCGUAGCGUUGUCGUCUCGUUGCUCAACACUGUCUCCCAGCGCAUCGAUUUCAAUUUGUCGGAGGGAUGCCGGGGUGCUGCGCUGCCGGGAAGCCCGUUUUGUAUGCAACAUGUCCGCUUCGACGCGCGCCAAAAGAUCUUCGCGCUGUGCAAGCUGUGCCGCGAGCCGGCCAUCGAUUUCGCCGACGGCCUCUGCAAUCGGCAUCGAAGCGAAAAAGUGGUGCCGAAGCGUGAAUUCCCGAAGCUGAGCUACCACCAGCCGCUGUCGAUCGCGGUCCCUGGUCUACAGCAAAUGCCCGGGCCGUCGGGCGAGAAUUCGUACCUGAAGAAGAUGUUGCCACGGCCGUCGCCAAUGCCCUCACUCAUCGCCAAGCCGUUACCAUAUAAAUCUCAGCAGCAGCAGCCGCCUCGGCCGCAUAUUCAGAUCCCGACGCACUUUGCCGCCACCGACGAGGACUCCAAUUCCACGCCCAGCCCGGCCGCCUUCCAAGCUGGGGACCAAUUCCGGCCGCUCGUCCAGAAGCGGCCCAGCCCCAAGAAGAAGCGAACGGACCAGGACCCCCAAUACUGUGCGCGGACGCGCCCGUUUCAUCCCGAUAACUUUAACACCAAGCAGCCCAGGGCCAAGCCGCAGCCGAAACAAUUGCCACAAAAGCGCACCUACACCGAAAUGCAGCAGGGCAGCAGCAAUGGUGGGCAACCGGGCGAGCAGAGACCGCAGCAGCAUCAUCCCGAGCCGUACGCGUUCGAGGUGAUGCCCGGCGACAACGAGAUCCCGCCACGUUACGCCGCACCCUACGCACCACAACAGCGGCCACAGCCCGGAAAACCACCAUUCGACGGUCAAGCUGUUCGACUGCCGGGCCCACCCCGUCAGCCUGGCCAGGCGCCUCCUCCCGGAUCCUCCGAAUUCCCCUCCCUCAGCCAAAAUCCACCGCGUCCCGUCCAACAACCCCAAUACCAGGGCCCGAUGCCAAAGGGUGCCGUCAUUCAACGCCCACCCCACCAAUCCCUCGUCUACCGCAACCAUCCGGCCGGUCAGGCAGAAGGACAGUUUGUGCCGGGCGGUCCUCCGACUGGACAGCCUCGCUUCCAGCAAUACCGUGUACUCUCGGCGAAUCAACUUCAGCAGCAGCAACGAUAUCCGGUGGAACAACGUCGCCCAAUCUAUCUGGCCGCCCAAGACCCAAAUGCACCACCACAACGUGUCAUUGAAAUGUUGGUGCCUGGGAUGCGCGAAGCCCACCCGUCGCCCCCCUUCCAACCCGACGGCGCUGAUCGUCUUCAGCAGCAACAACAACAGCAAAUGCUAGGCCCAUCAUCACAGCCGCUGCCCGGCCAGCCGAGACCCCAGCCAAACUACGUGCACCUAUCGAUGCCGCAGAAUAACUCGCCGAUGCCGAUCUCACGCCCUUUGUCAACGGGACGCCAGCAAUUCGUCCAGAUCCCCCUGCCAAUUCCGCCGCAUCGGCUGAUGGCCGCCGCCGCCCAGCCCGCGCCGGUGCCACGACUACCAUCGCCUUUGCUGGAGCCGGGCCCGUCGACCAGCGAUGAGGGGCCAAUCCCCGCCCAUCCGUCGAUGGCCAUGACCGAGGUGACGGACGCGUCGACCCGCCCUAGAAUAUCUCCUGUCGCCCCCGAGCACCCGGCUGAAAUUAGGGGACCCGAAAAUAUGGACUGUGACGAUGCCCCGAUCAUCUCACCGCCAACUGUCACCAAGGAGGCGCCGCCGACCCCGCCGAACCCGUUGGACAUGUUGGCGUGCACGGCCCUCUCACAAGUCGCCCAAACUGAUGCAGCCGAACAGCAGGAUGGUGCGUCACCGGAUCACUCGCCCGAAGUC
This is a messenger RNA of Mesorhabditis spiculigera, 2601 nucleotides long. The record is from the annotation of a GenBank genome assembly. Lineage: Eukaryota; Metazoa; Nematoda; Chromadorea; Rhabditida; Rhabditidae.